Messenger RNA from Onychomys torridus (southern grasshopper mouse), 267 nucleotides. RefSeq names its product zinc finger protein 120-like. The transcript has a single exon. The record is from RefSeq and is a predicted model, not a curated record. Lineage: Eukaryota; Metazoa; Chordata; Mammalia; Rodentia; Cricetidae. Gene Ontology annotation, biological process: regulation of DNA-templated transcription. Bases 1 to 267 code for a protein of 88 amino acids.
AUGAAUGCAGUGACCUAUGAUGAUGUGCAUGUCGACUUCACUUGGGAAGAGUGGACUUUAUUGGAUCCUUCCCAGAAGAAUCUCUACAAAGAUGUGAUGCUGGAAACCUACAGGAGCCUCACUAUUAUAGGAUACAGUUGGGAAGACCAUAAUACUGAAGAGCAUCUUCAAAGUUCUAGAGGAGACGAAAGAGGGGUACAGUAUCAGCAUGGCAAUAAGUGUCAGACAUGGCAGCUAAAGCAGGAAGCUAUGAACUCACAUCCUUAA